Molecule: messenger RNA, 2770 nt
Organism: Scomber scombrus (Atlantic mackerel)
Lineage: Eukaryota; Metazoa; Chordata; Actinopteri; Scombriformes; Scombridae
Gene: kat14
Product: lysine acetyltransferase 14
Molecular function (GO): acyltransferase activity, transferring groups other than amino-acyl groups
Source: RefSeq, a predicted model, not a curated record
AUGGACAGCAGCGGGGAGCAGCUCGGUGGAGGUGAGGACGAGGCAGCGUGUACGUCAGCGUCUGAGGGUCUGGAGGAAGGAGAGGUGGAGGGAGAGACGCUGCUGAUCGUAGAGUCUGAGGAUCAGGGAUCGGUCGAUCUGUCACAUGAUCAGAGCGGAGACUCUCUGACCAGCGACGUCGGAGAGGACGGAGACGGAGGCUGGGCCUGCGAGGACAUGUCCUUCUACUGCGACCGCUGCCACAAGUGGAUCCCUGCAGCUCAGCUCCGUGGGGAGCAGCCCAGCUACCUGAAAGGAGAUAACUUCUUUAAGUUUGUCUGCUGCGAGUGUUCAGAGGACGGGAAGGAGAGCUUUGAGAGGAUGAGACUCACCUGGCAGCAGGUGGUGAUGUUGGCCAUGUACAACCUUUCUCUGGAGGGAACGGGACGGCAGGGAUACUUCAGGUGGAAGGAAGACAUCUGCGCCUUCAUCGGCCGACACUGGAACUUCCUGUUGGGAACGAGGAAGAAGACGUCGACGUGGUGGAGCACGGUGGCCGGCUGCCUGUCGGUCGGCAGUCCCACCUUCUUCCGGUCCGGAGCGCAGGAGUUCGGAGAACCCGGCUGGUGGAAACUGGUCCAGAACAGACCUCCGACUCUGAGGCCAGAGGCGGAUAAAUCAGCCACCAAGACCAAAGCUUCUAAACCGGCGGUGGACCCGAUCAUCACGGUGGACGGCCUGAGGAAGCGCGGAGCGAGGAACCCCGUGGAGAGCGCCAUGCAGCUGAAGGAGAAGCGUUCUCGCACUCAGGAGGCCAAAGACAUCCGGCGGGCGCAGAAGGAGGCGGUGGGCGGCUACACGGACCGCAGCGCCUCCUCCACGCCCGUCAAACUGGGCGGAGGUCGCGGCGGCGGCGCCACGCGGCGGCCGGACCUCGUUCUGGAGAAAGGUGAAGUCAUUGAUUUCUCCUCGCUCAGCUCGUCGGACCGGACGCCGCUCACCAGCCCGUCGCCGUCCCCAUCGCCGGACUUCUCCGCACCGGGAACGCCGGCGUCUCACUCUGCUACACCGAGCCUGCUGUCAGAGGCCGACCUGAUCCCCGACGCCAUGCCGCCUCAGGCUCUGUUCCACGAUGAUGAGGAGAUGGAGGCGGAGGGGAUGAUCGACCCGGGGAUGGAGUACAUCCCUCCUCCCAGCUCCAACCUCGUUGCUCGUAAGAAGCUCCGCACAGCUCCUCCGCACAUCAAACGUGAAGCCGACAGCGAGGACGAUGAAGGCCGAGAGCGCGAGGAGUACUUUGAGGAGCCGAUGGGCCGAGGCGAGGGUCCGUCUCUCUCUGCCGGGGGGUGUGUUGGUGCCGGAGGCCCCGAGAGGAGGAGGAUAACUCACUCUGAGAAAGCAGACGGAGCAGGCGCCUCCCAGAGUCCUCGGCACUCCCCCCUCAGCCUCUACGAGGAGAGGAUGCUGCUGCGCCGGCUGGACGCUUGCCCCCUGGCUUUGGCCGUCACUCCGCAGGCCAAACGCCUCCACAGGAAGCUGCUGGUCCGCCAGGCCAAGAGGCAGAGAGGGCUCCCCCUGCUGGACAUCGACCGGGCGGUCAGCGCCACGCUCAGCCUGGUGGGAGGCAUUUACGGCGCCCAGGAGGCAGGAACCAUGAUGGGAGCUGGACUCUUGGGGAAAUACUGCACCAACAGCCAGGAGCUGCGAAUCCUCGAUCGCUUCCAGACCAAACUGUCCAGCAGGAGAGGCAUCCAGCUGCAAACAGUGUCCUUCUGGCAUCGGCUAAUGGGAGCAGAAGGCAGUUUGGACCUGAGUAUCAAGAGUCCGUAUACCUCCCGCAUCCUGAAACCCUUCAUCAGGAGGGAUUUUGAGAACCGUCCGGUGAAGCUGCGGCUGCUGGCAGAGAUCAGAGCUUACCCCCACAGGAAGGAUCCUGAUUGGCUCCCUGAACCCGAAGCCUCCAUCGACUACUGCUACGUGCGGCCGAACCACAUCCCCUCCGUCAACGCCAUGUGUCACGACAGCUUCUGGCCAGGUGUGGACCUGUCAGAGUGCCUGCAGUACCCGGACUUCAGCGUGGUCGUCCUCUAUAAGAAGGUGGUGGUGGGCUUUGGCUUCAUGGUUCCGGACGUGAAGUACAACGAGGCUUACAUCUCCUUCCUGCUGGUCCAUCCUGAGUGGAGGAGAGCCGGCAUCGGCACCUUCAUGAUCUACCAUCUCAUCCAGACCUGCAUGGGUAAAGACGUCACGCUGCACGUGUCGGCCAGUAAUCCCGCCAUGCUGCUGUACCAGAAGUUUGGCUUCAAAGCGGAGGAGUACAUCCUGGACUUUUAUGAUAAAUACUAUCCUGUUGACAGCACCGAGUGCCGCCACGCCUUCUUCCUCCGGCUGCGACGCUGAAACCACGACACUCCGUCACCCGAGUUCCCCUGCAGGACCUGCUGACUCCACUGCAGCACAGUGCCUUGCUCAAAGGCUCCUGGACUGUAGCUGCAGAGGGAGGAGACGAUUCUCUGCUCAGAUUCAUUCAGCUCCGACUGACACCAGCGUCACUGUGUGUUCAUUAAAUAGUGACUGUUGGUGCUUUCAGGAAUCAACAACCAACAAACUUCACAGUAUUCAACAGUCUCAGCUUUGUUCUUCAGAACCAGAAGCUCUACAUUUGAUCACAUGUUCAGUUCUGCCUGUAAAUGUUUCCACUGAUGACCGUUUCAUUUUCGUCUCAUGUGGUUCAGUUUUUCCUGUUCUGUUGUAAAAAGCUUGUCUAAAUAAAUGAAGUAAUUUCUCAUUC